AUGGCCGCCUUACCGAAGUCAAGAUACUGGGGGUAUUUACGACCUACCGCCGCUGCCUCGGAGUGCCUCAUAAGGGAUAUCAUGAAGGGAUCAGAGUCGAACAUAGUUAUCUUCAAGAUCAAAAAGCCACGAGCCGAGUAUUCCACAAAGCUCAGGUUCCAUUCUGACUACUGGUUCGGCCUAUGGAAUACGGAGUGGGGUUCUCAUGUGAAGAAGGGUACGGGUGCCCAGUCUAUAAAGAUUGUCAGAAGAAAGCGCACCGCAAGCAUGAAGGUCUAG
Molecule: messenger RNA, 279 nt
Organism: Penicillium malachiteum
Lineage: Eukaryota; Fungi; Ascomycota; Eurotiomycetes; Eurotiales; Aspergillaceae
Exons: 1
Coding region: 1-279 (92 amino acids)
Source: RefSeq, a predicted model, not a curated record